Terrapene triunguis (Three-toed box turtle) is the source of this 1210-nucleotide messenger RNA. RefSeq names its product zinc finger protein 135-like. The transcript has a single exon. NCBI's taxonomy places the organism in Eukaryota, Metazoa, Chordata, Testudines, Emydidae. The annotation marks the transcript as partial. The record is from RefSeq and is a predicted model, not a curated record.
AUGGGCCGGUGUCCCCACUGCUGCAUCAACUGCGGCAAGAAGUUCAGCAACCCACUCACACUGAAACAGCACCAGCGCACGCACACCAGGGAGCAGCCGAACCGCUGUGCCAACUCUGGGCAGAGGUUCAACAAUGCCAAAACACUGACCCAGAUUCAGCGCAAGCGCAUCAGGGAGCAGCCGUAUCGCUGUGCUGAUUGUAACAAGGGUUUUGCACACAGCUCACAGCUGAGAGUACAUCAGCGCACACACACCGGGGAGAGGCCGUAUCGCUGUGCUCACUGUGGCAAGGGCUUUGCAGAGAGGUCAAAGCUGAGUAGACAUCAGCACACACACAGCGGGCAGUGGCCACACCGCUGUGCUGACUGUGGCAAGGGCUUUGCAGAGAUCUCAAAGCUGAGUAGACAUCAGCGUACGCACACCGGGGAGCGACCACACCGCUGCGCUGACUGUGGCAAGGGCUUUGCACAGAUCUCAGAUCUCAGAUCACACCAGCACACACACACUGGGGAGCGUCCGUACCGCUGUGCUGACUGUGGCAAGGGAUUUGCGUCAUGGUCAAAUCUGAGUAGACAUAAGCGCACACACACUGGGGAGCGGCCACACCGCUGUGCCUACUGUGGCAAGGGCUUUGCACAGAUCUCAGGGAUGCAAACGCACCAGCAAACACACACCGGGGAGCGGCCGUACCGCUGUGCAGACUGCGGAAAGAGCUUUGCACGGAUCUCAGGGCUGAGAUUGCACCAGCCCACACACACUGGGGAGCGGCUGUACCACUGUACUGACUGUGGCAAGGACUUUGCACGAAGCUCAAGCUUAAGAGUGCAUUAUCGCAAACACACCAGGAAACGGCCUCACCAUUGCACCGACUGCGGCAAGGGCUUUGCACAGGUCUCAGAUCUGAGAACACACCAGCGGACGCACACCGGGGAGCGGCCGUACUGCUGUGAUGAUUGCGGGAAGCGCUUCAGCAGUGCCAGUACACUGACCAACCAUCAGCGCACGCACACUGGGGAACAGUCGUACCGCUGUGACGAUUGCGGCAAGAGCUUCAGCAGUGCCAGUACACUGACUAAGCAUCAGCGCACACAUAGCAGGGAACAGCUCUACCACUGUGCUGACUGCGGGAAGGGCUUUUCCCAGAUUUCAGGCCUGAAAAUACACCAGCGCACGCACACAGGGGAGCGGCCGUACAGCUGUGCUGACUGUG